Molecule: messenger RNA, 7780 nt
Organism: Electrophorus electricus (electric eel)
Lineage: Eukaryota; Metazoa; Chordata; Actinopteri; Gymnotiformes; Gymnotidae
Gene: fgl2b
Product: fibrinogen-like 2b
Biological process (GO): positive regulation of heterotypic cell-cell adhesion; blood coagulation, common pathway; fibrinolysis
Cellular component (GO): fibrinogen complex
Molecular function (GO): protein-macromolecule adaptor activity; extracellular matrix structural constituent
Source: RefSeq, a predicted model, not a curated record
AAGUAAGACUGUAAAACAGAAAAAGGUAACUUUAGGGUCCUUACCAAAAAGUUGAAAAAAAGUUUGAAACCCUGUUAGGGGAUUAGUGCUACACUAUACAAUGAAUCCUGAGAGACAUUUCAACAUCAACAUUAAUGUGAACAUUACUCAACAUAGUAAUGUGUAAGGCUACCACCAUUUAUUUAUAAUUGGAUGACUAUGCACUACUAACAAGCUACAUACUAACUGUUGGUCAAAUGUUUGAGUGAGCUGGUUUAUGGAAAACUGCAAUGUUUACAUAGCUAGUGACACUGAUGAGUUGAACCAUCGCAGAGGGAAUUCAAGCUAUGACGUUGUAUGGGCAUCUUACAAAAAUAGUCCAAGCCAUACAUGGUAAAGUCUUUGUGAUUACCUCUUCUAAAGAGGGAUAAUUAACUUUAGAACUUCCAUCAAAAAACACUAGACAAUCUCUGCAGAGAAUUUGUGUAUGGCAGGAGCUGAUGGUGUUUGGACACAGUACUCAAAAUGUAAAUGUUUUUAAACCAAUAAAAACAAACAAAAAAACUCAAACCAAAUUGGAAACAUUGUUCGAAACUUGCCUAAUGUGCUCCUUAAUAGAACUGGUUUAUACUGGAAAUCCAACAUUGCUCUUAUAGACAGCUUGUUCUUUGUAAAAGUGAAGUGCCACACCCAGAGGCCACGGGGUCUUGCGCAGUUCAGCUGGCUCGGUAUCAUAUUUUUGCCAUUGUGCAACUGGUCUGGAGUCAGAGGGGUUACUGAAGUAGCAAAACAUUAGACAGGACAAACUUAAAUAAGAGAACACGGAGCAAAAUAAAGCUACAGCUAGCUACUAUCUAACAGGACAGCCCAGCCCUGAGCAUACCACCAGUCUUUGCGUGUGAGUGCUGCUUUUGUGACAGGAUGUAGAGUAUCUGCCUGCCAGGAUGAAUGUCCCACAUAUGCAUGCUCGCAUUCUUGCAGAUGUAAUAUAAGAUCAAAGUGCACUGUGGUCCAGAUUAAAGUGUGAUGCAUCAGAUUACACAUCUAUAAAUUAGCCACUAGAAGGAGCACAUUUUAAAAAUCUGUAAUCAGAUUUAACAAUGAAUUAAAUAAAUACAUGUUUGCUUAAAUCAUUGUGGAACAAAGAAAGAUGAGGUUUGUGCCAAAUCAAAGUUAAGAGUUUUCUGUGUAGGCAUGUAUGUUUGUUUUUCAGCAAGAAUGGUAAAUAGCAAUAAAGAGUGACUUAAGAUAGAAAUGGGCAAGCAGUUAAAAUGCCUAAAUGCCCCAAACACAAUCAGAUAUGAAUAAUAACAAAUAAUAAUUUUGAAUAAUAAUUGUGACUAGUCCUGGAACACACACAAAAAAAUCUGCACAAUUUUGUGCUUUUCAUUAACUUUGUAAAGGAAUAUGUCUAGACUGGAAGUUUUUCUGAUAGGGGUUGGUGAGCAUACUGUACAGAAUGUACACUAUGAAGAUAGUAGAUUAGUGGUUACAUAGUGCUCUUCUUGAAAUGUAUUCUGCGUAUAUAGAAAUGUAUAUUCUAUAACUUUAAGAUAUAUACUAUAUUCCUCAAAAGCUUUGAUAAUUCUGUCACUUCUGAAUGGGAAUCUCAUACGCAUGUUAAAGCAGUGCCUCUCUCACAGCACAAAGGGAGGUGGUCCUCCACUGUCUCCCUCUCUCCCUCUCACACUGCUCAGCAGACCUACCAGAUCCUCUUACUGAACACACCAGAAUGUGGCUGUCUGUGCUCUUUGUGUGGGGAAAUCUGUUAAUGUUCGCUGCUUCUCAGAGCUGUGGGGAGACAUCCAAGGAUACUGCUUCAUGGGUGAGGCUAAAACCUCUGGGGCAGUGCAGAGAUGGGGAGAACAUGUGCCCGUACAGCAUCACCCUCCCUCCACUCACUAUCCAGCUGCCCAAGCAUUUCAGGGACCUGGAUAAGAUGGCCAGAGAGCUGCAAAGCCUGACACUAAUGGUGAACCAGCUGAGGGAAGAAUGUCAGGAGUGCAGAGGGAGGCAGAGACCAGAGUGGAGUGUAAGGACAGAUGAUGGAGGGAAGGCUGGAGAAAGGAUUCAAGCUUCCAGGGGCACUGUCAACACCAGAGAGAGACAGCACGACUUACAUAAGAGGGUGAGGAUCGUCCAAAGCACCACGCCAAACUCUGCAGGGGAAGACACUAUGCUCAUCAGCAGUGGCACAAGGGAGGUAAAUCGAGUUAUUGGAAUACCAGGGUGGAACAUGAGUCAAGAGAGGAACAUGAAGACAAGUAGCUCUGGACAAAGGGCUGAGAGCAGUGGAGGGCCACAAAGAUCUAACCUUUCACAUGUGGAGAUGGCAGCCGAGAGCGUGAGUGAGGUAAGAGACCUCCACUUAUUUACAGGUGAAGAAAUAGUAAAAGAGUUGGAGUCUCCAAGAGCUAAAAUGACUGAAUCACCUUUGCUAGGAAACCAAGAUGAGAAACAACUUACAAACUAUGAAAAAGCCAGUACAGGAAGGGUAGGGCAUGGAAUGAACACCAGUGGAACCCUGACUACACCAGGCAACAUCCCUGAAAUCAGUGUAGUUACUAUGGUUUCAGAAAAUGUUGACACUGAAACAAAGCAGGUCAGUCCACCAAAUAAGGAUGAAGUGAACAAGAGAUUACAUGGAUUUCCUCGACCAAUGAAUAUCAACAGAAAAGAAGGCCAGCUGAAUCCAAAUAUUGAGAACAGAUUAAAAAAUCCAGGUGGAAUGAGAAAAGUGUAUUUACCUGUCAGGGACAGGCCAGUACAGAGUACUGCUAGAGUUCCACUGAGGACUGGCAAUGGAAGGCUAAAUGGAAAAACACCACAAAUAGCUGACAGAAGAGGCAAAAUUGGUAGUGGCUGGACUGGAUUGAAUGAGGACAUAAACAGACCAGAUGUAAUCAUAAAAACUCCACUCAGAAUAGUCAGCAAAAAAAUUUCAGGAGAAAAAAAUCCAACGACCAGUGUCAAUGCUCAAAAUAACAGAGAAAUAGAGCUAAAUAGAACUGAAACCUUUCCAAUCAUGAAGCAACAGGAUGAAAACAAAGAAAAAGUAAGUGAUAGUGGGGUAAACCAGUUAAGAACUUUUAGUCACGAUGAGGCUGAUAAAGUAAAUGUGGGACGUUAUGCCAGUAUCGCGCAAUAUCCAACUGCUGAAAAUAAAGGCAGCAAGAAAAACAAUAACCACAGAGCUAGAGGUCUUGAGCAAAAGCCAUUAAAGCCCAGCAAAGAUGUAGAGUGGGACACAGGAGCAGUUCUAAAUCCGGUUGUUACAGUUAAGACAGUCAGUGGACUAGAGAAGUCACAGUUAUAUAUUCCAGACAAGGCUGAUUCCAUUGAUGCAGGUCAUACAAAUCCAGACACUCUGGACAGUAAGUCUGAAAGUCCGUUCAGCCUUAGCAUGAAUGUAGAGAGUUACACUACAAUGGAUCUGAACCGAUUUAACAGAACUGAGACAGACAGUGAACUAGAUAUGUCAGUAAUAUCAGAGAAUGCUGAUCCCAUAGCAAAUAUAAGCCAUACCAAUACACAGAUUAUGGACAGAAACUCUAAAAGCACAUUCAACCCCAGCACAGAUGCAGAGAGUAAAACUGAAAUGCUUUCAAAACAAGUUAACACAGUUAAGACAGAUGGUGGACUGACGAGGACAAGAAAAAUCAUCUCAGACUUGUCUGAUGCCAUAGUAUCAGUAAGUGAUACAAAUCCACAAAGCCUGGACAAUAAUCAUGAUCUAUCCAAAGGUCGGUCAUUGCUAAAACCAGAAUUUUCCAUCACUAUGCCAAACAGUGGAGAAAUUAAUAGUUCAAGCCACAUCAAUGCACAAACUGAAAGAAAACAUAUGCUAAGGAUCAACAACACUGUACCCUUGAAUACGCAUCCUGUCAAGCAAGCUCCGUUUACUAAUAGAAGAGAUAAGAGCACAAUAAGAGGUAAGCAAGGACCACCUGUUGUGGGUCAGAAAAGGAUGGCUAGACCCUCGCCCAGUGGCCUGCUACCUCUGAGGAGUCCAGUAGCAAAACAUUAUUUGAACCAUACAAUGAAUUUCAGCCAAGGAAAACAACUGAAUCCUCCCAAUCUGAGAAUGGUGAAAAAUGUCACAAGAGUAAAUCCAAACCAUGUGGAAGGACCAGAAAGAACCCACCCCACCAGAGGUAUUUUAGAUAAAAACCCCAAAUUGAGAAAAUCACAUGUUUUGGAAAGAAGGCCAGGAAAUGAAAAUGUGCAGACACCUUUAAAGGUUUUUACCUCAGGUGAAGCAAAAAACACCAGUGGAGAGACUGAGAAUAUGGUGGGCAUAAUGAAGAGUGGAAGCAGAUAUCUUUAUUCUCAAGAUGGUCCCACUACAUCCCGCCCCAAACAAGAGUUCAAGAGCAGGGAAUAUGGCUUGACUCGGUCAAUCAAACCCACUGUGGCAAUGCAUACCAUUGUGGACCAAGCCCAUGCACAAAAUAACAAAACUGUUCCUACAGUAGAGGCAUUACAUUCAUUGAUAUAUUUCCAAACUGAAAACACCUCACAGAGCAUGGAGACAAAGCUGUUUCAUGUAACAAAACCCAAAAAUCCUGGAGGAAAGAGAGAGCUGGAUACAAUUACACAUGGUGUCAGGGAUGACAAUGUCGAGACAGUAUUGAGUCAUGACACAGUGAACCAUGACAGUGAUGAUAACAGAGGAAGAGCCUCACUGCAAGUUGUGGGGAAGACUGAAGAAACUGACAGAAGGCAGAGAGCAAAACCGUUCAUGGCCAACAAUGUAGGCUCCAAUCAGGACAAUGCCAAGGCACCUUUCAAAGUAGAAACCCCACCAAGCUCCAGUGGAAACAUUUUGCUGACAGUGAAGAGAGAAGGCAGCAAGAGGAAAGAGUUAAACUAUCCAACUACUGUGGACAUGCUGUACACUAUAAAACCAUUGACUAAAGAUAAAGAAGGACCAGUGACUCAGUUCACCACUCCCGCCGCAUCAGCAACAUAUUUUAUGGAUCAAGAUUAUGUGGAAAAAGUUGAAACUACUCCUGGAGUAAAGGUCUCAGACACACAUGUUCAUUACAGAUUCAAAAACUCCAGUGAGGAUGUAGAGUCCAAAACUUUGACUGAGAAAAUAUCUGAUCAUGACAGAGGAGAUAAACAGUCAGAUCUUGAUUUGCAGAGUACAGGCAAAGCUGGAGGACCCAGUGAUGAGACAAUGUUACAUCCCAACACUGCAGACAGUGUCCAAAAGAGAGCAAUUGGCUCGAUCCCUCUUGUUAUGGACAGAAUCAAGGAUAGUACAGUGGCAAAGGGCUCAGCCCCAUCUACAGAGAGCACACAAAUUUACCAUAAAAACAGCAAAUAUUCAUUUACAACCUCUAAAUCGAUAGAGAACAAUAAUUCAUACAAUAACGGGAACGCCUAUCCAGUGGCUGUAGGCAGGACUGGGGAUAAUCAAAGGAUGAAAGACAUAAUAGCACAGAAAACCACAGCUGAGGGCAGCAGUAAGGAAAAUAAGAAGAGACCAUUCACUGGUAUCAAUGUGGAAGACAGAGAUAACUUAGAGACCCAGCUGCUCAACACCUGUCAGGGCCAGUGUGACCAAAGACCGACUCUUCAGCCGACACUCAGCACUCGGAGAUCAUUUGAAACUGACAGAGAUAAACAACAAGAUUGUUCAGAUCUCAAGAAGAACAUGAAGAAUGGUGUUUACAGCAUGACACCAGUAGGAUCAAAGCAUGCCUCGUUCCACGUCUUCUGUGACAUGGAGGCCUCUGAUGGGGGCUGGACUUUGAUUCAGCGUCGUCUUGAUGGUACUAUCAGCUUCAACCGCACCUGGGAUGAAUACAAGAAGGGUUUUGGCAGCUUAACAGGCGAGUUCUGGCUAGGCAACGACAAGAUCCACUGGUUGACAGCAGCUAGAGCCAUGGCACUGCGUCUGGAGCUCGAGGACCUGGAUGGGAUAAAGGAAUAUGCCCAGUAUGAUGACUUUUAUGUGGCCAACGAAAGCCUAAACUACCAGCUGACUAUAGGAGAAUACUCAGGCACUGCUGGAAAUGCUAUGCAACACAGCAAAAGGUUUAACCACAACCAGAAGUACUUUUCUACUCCAGACAGGGACAAUGACGAGUAUCCCUCAGGAAACUGUGGGGCCUAUUACAGUUCUGGAUGGUGGUUUGAUGCAUGCAUGGCUGCCAACCUAAAUGGAAAGUAUUAUCAGACGAGAUAUAAAGGAGUGCGCAAUGGCAUCUUUUGGGGCACCUGGCAUAAUAUUUCCAAUGAGUACUACCCGACUAACGACAGACAGUCUUUUAAGACUGUCAGAAUGAUGAUAAGACCCAGAGAAAACUCAGUGUUAGAUGUUUAAAGAUUAAAAAUAAAAUAAAACACAGAGGCAGCUGUUCUUUUCCUCUUCAGGAGAGACUUUGUACAUAGAGUAGAUCUACUUGGAUAAGUUCCAAUUAAAUUCUUUCUUCCUCUAGUGGACUGUUAAACAAUGUUUUAUUGCUAUUCUGCGUCACCGUUUAUAUAGGACAUUUGUUGCUUCUUUGGAUUUUCAGAAUUUGUAACAUAUACAUUUUACAAUGCUGAAUGCCAGAUCAGACUUAGAAUAAAUAUCUCUUAAGGUUACUUUGUAAGGACAUACAAUGUCCUUAUUACACUGGGAAACAAAAUUUUAACUCGUUUUGCUUCCCAAACAUAAGGCUGUUAUUACAUUUCAGAUAUGGACAAAUGUAUGAUUUUUGCCUACAUUUGGCCUCAGGAACAGCCCCGUUCACUGUCCAGCAGUAGUCUGUCAACAUACAGGGGCUCCACUUUCUUUGGUACCACUUUUCCAUACUAUACAUAACGAUACAUGUAUAUUGAACAACAACGACUAUGGGUGAGAGAAAUUCUGAAAACAUUUGGAGCCGGAGUGUGAAAAUACACAAAGCAAAAUCAUUGUUGACCAGUGUUAUUAAUGUUACUGCUGAUGAUCAAUAAUAAUUAGACAAAUUAAUGGUAGCUAAGACUUGGUAAGCUGUAAAAUUUACCGGCAUUCAGUUCAUUUAAAAAUGUUUUCUCUCCCCCAUGACUGAUAAAUAUAUAUUUAUACAGUCACUGUCAUACCAAAGAAUCCUGCAUCCAGAAGAUAACCUUACCUGAAGAAAGUAAAAUUUCACUCCAUAUAUAUUAAAAAAUACCUCCCUUGAGACAGAGCUGGGAUUAGGUAAGUCAUUCUUCAUGUUAUUUCUAAAUAAUUUGACUGUGGUAAAUUAAAAAAAAAACAAUGAAAAGAAAACCCUACUGGAUAAAGAAACAGAGGUUUUACUGUACGGUGCUUUUUGAUUCAUUGUUUUUAAUUCUGAUCCAAUUAUUUUUGUUAAAUAUAUAAACUCAAUUGCAUGAACAAACAGCAUAACUUGUUUUUAAUACAAUGAUAAAAAUGAAGAACUUCUGUUAGGCAACAUGAACAUUGUAGCAUAAACCGCUGUUUUGUCAAUAUUGCUGUAUUGAUACAGUCAUACAGUGCCUCCAUGUUAAUUCCUUUCCUUGUACAUUUCCAUGUUUACUUCAUUAGUGUGCUCUAGCUUGACUUUGCAUAGACAUUUAUGAUAUUUCAUUAUUACAAUUUUUACACCCAUAUUUUUUCUUCUAGUUAACCUCUGGUCCAUUCCAAACCAGAAUUACAAAAUAUGUUGAAUGUUUAUUAUUUGUGAACAUAUUUUAAAAUUAAUACCUCCAAAUAUGAAGCAUUUCCUUCUACCAAAAAAGACAAGUUGAAGAGGAGGUAGAGGGUGGAAUGCUGUAAAAUAAAAUCAAGUCAAAUAAAAUCAACAUCAAACAUUCAAAA